ACUAGUAUAUAAGACGUGUAAACUCGAUUCUACCUUCUCAUAGAUGAAGGUUGACAUUGUCGAUAACAAGUCACCCUACAUUGGUGACCCGGACAGGGACUUAUUUUAUGUUUGGUUAUUCUGUAAAUUCGUAACAUUAUUGAUGAUUACUUGCUUUUUUCAUUAGAAAGUUUUCUUUUUUCGUAUCAUUAUUGACAAAUUCCUGAUAUUUUUAUUAGGAAAUUUUCCCUUUUCUUAUCAUUAUUAAUGUAUCAGUACAUUAAGGAAUGCCUGUUGUUCUUAAUAGCAAAGAGAUCUGUGAUCCUCAUGGUGCUGGUGGAAUUCCCAUGUGUCCGCAAUGUGAUAGACGCUGUGAUUACUGGGAGCUGAAAGAAGGAUGCUUGUUUAGCAGAAUUGUGCAUUUGUUUGAUAAUUCGGCAACUGUUGGGUUUGCAGUUUUCAUGUCAUUAUGGGCUACUAUGUUUAUGGAGUUUUGGAAAAGAAAACAAGCAACAUUAGCCUGGGAAUGGAAUUUAGCUGAUUUAGAUUAUGGAAUGGAACAAAUUAGGCCUGAAUACGAAACUUCUGUUAAACAUUACCGCCUUAAUCCAGUUACAAUGGCAAUCGAGCCAUUUCUUCCAUUUUGGAGUAAAGUUUAUAGAAUAGCAGCAGCACAUUCAGCCGUUCUUUUUGUGUUAAGCCUCCUGUUGGCAACUGUCUUCGGAAUGAUUGUAUAUAGAAUCAUUCUGGUGACAGUGCUGAUGGCAAGUGAUAACGAUAUCUGGAAAACAUACGCCAAGAUCACUACUUCCAUCACAGCAUCAUCACUCAAUCUUGUCGUCAUCAUCAUCAUGGACAAGGUUUACAGAGAACUUACUGCCAAAUUAACAAACUUAGAACAACCUCGCACACAAAGAGAAUAUGAAGAUAGCUUCACUUUUAAGAUGUUUUUAUUUGAAUUCAUUAACAUGUACUCUUCACUCAUCUAUAUUGCAUUUUUCAAAGGCCGAUUUUUUGGUCAUCCAGGAAAAACGUUUACUUUAUUUGGUUAUCGUCAAGAUCAGUGUGAGCUUGGAGGAUGCCUUUUUGAAGUGUGUGUUCAGUUAGCAAUUAUAAUGGUUGGAAAACAAAUAUUGAACAAUAUUUCAGAGCUUUCUUGGGCGGAAGUGAUGAAUUGGUGGAAACGUUGGUGGAGAACAAGGGAUGGUCCAAAAGACAGAAAGGCCACCACUCGUUGGGAAAUCGAUUAUAAUUUACUCGAAUGUGAUCAUAUGGCAUUGUUUGAUGAAUAUCUGGAAAUGGUCAUACAAUUUGGAUUUGUAACAUUGUUUGUUGCUGCUUUUCCGCUUGCUCCACUGUUUGCCCUUUUGAAUAACAUCGUUGAAAUCCGAUUAGAUGCUUACAAGUAUGUUACACAACUCAGAAGGCCUUUAUCUGCACGAGUACCGAAUAUCGGUGCCUGGCAAACGAUUUUAAAAGGUUUAUCAGUAUUUGCCGUCAUCAGUAACGCAUUUAUGAUCGCGUACACGAGCGACUUCAUUCCCCGCUUGGUGUACGUGUUUGUAACGAGCGAGAAUCGAACCCUGGACGGAUACAUCAACAAUUCUCUGUCAAUAUUCCGUACAAGUGAUUUCAAUAAUAUUACAGCUCCCGAAAUGCCUGAUAUUAAAGGAAAGAUGAUCGAUAUAUGCAGAUAUCAAGAUUACCGAAAUCCUCCAGAACACCCACGUGCUUAUGAACUCAACAUGCGAUAUUGGCACAUAUUUGCUGCAAGAUUAAGCUUUGUUGUCGUAUUUGAGCACCUCGUCUUCUUUGUGACAGGCAUCUUAGCCUGGAUGAUACCAGACAUUCCUAAAUCGGUUCAACAGAAGAUAAUGAGGAAGCGCUAUCUGGCUAGAGAGGCCUUGUACAAAACUGAAGCUGAGGAAGCCAGAACAGUUCUGGAGACCUCGGCACAUGAACUGGCCCCCGAUGGAGACUCUGUGGUGCUGCCAUGCUGACGAAAGCCUCGCAAUUCCUUUCAUCCAUAUUGAAGUCAAAUCAUAAAUAUCACAAUCAAAAGCCACUCGCACAGAUUUUAAUUUCCGUUGGACAAAUCUGAUUGCAUAACUUUGAGUUGCAGAAGAUUUUUAGCUUCGUGCAAAUGUGAUUAGCAUUUGCAAAGUAAAUUUCACUCAAUUUUUAAAACAGUAUAGAUUUAGCUGUGAAAAAAGAAAUACUUAUAUUUUUAUAUCCUUAUUCAAUCAGUAUUAAUACGAAGGUACUUUGAAUGUCGCAGAAGUACUUAACUCACUUCUAAGACUACUAAUUGCUUUAUAGAAAAUUUUGCGUGGAUUUCGAUUGAUAGCGCAUAUUUAGACAAUUACUGAAACAAAGUACUAUCCUGUGCUGAUUGUGUAAAAUCCAUAGACUAAUAAGAUUUAUAGACAUCUUGCAUAGUGCUAAAAUUAUCCACAAAGGCGGAAUAAUAGGCUAGGUUUACUAAUAAUCGCUUUGGCAAAAAUACAUUUAAAAUAUUUUCUCGAUAAUUCGAACAAAACUUUACAAUAAUAGGUAUUAUAAAUAAACAAAAUGGCAUUAGGUCAGAGUAAUGCUAAACUUCAUUAAAAAUCUGUAUUGUUAAUUACUUUAACACAAUAUUAACUUUUUUAAUGUUUAAUAAAAAACUAGAAUAAGUAUUUUGGAUUCAGAUGUAAAUAGAUAGAAAUAUAUGAAAUCUACAGUUUAACUCAUUAAUUUAAUUGAUGAUAAGGAAUUACUUUAAAGAAAACAUUGCGUGGUUUUCGAGAGAUCUCGCAUAUUUAGACAUUAACUCAAGAAAGUACUAUAUUGUGCUGAUCGUGUUAAAUCCUUAGACUUAUAAUAUAGGAAGAUACUCCACAUAGUGUUAAUAUUGUUCACAAAGAAGUAAUAAUAAGCAAUAUUUACUAUGAAUCGCUUUGGCAAAAAUACAUUGAAAAAUAUUUUCUCGAGCAAACUUUACAAGGAUAGGUAUUAAAAAUAAUUUAAAUGCCAUCAGAUUUGAAUGGCAGAAACUUUUCUAAAAAUCAGUGUUACGAAUUACUUUAACGAAAUAUUAAGUUUGUUUUAUGCUUACUUGAAAAAUAGGAUAAAUAUUUAUUAUUCAAAUAUAGAUUGGCUAAAAAAAUAUGAAAUCUGCAGUCUAACUCAUUUAUUUAAUUGAUGAUAAGGAAUUACCUUAAAGAAAACAUUGCGGGGUUUUCGACAGAUUACACAUAUUUGAACAUUUGCUAAACAAAGCGCUAUGCAGUGGUGAUCGUGUUAGUUCCAUAGACUAAUUAUAUAGACACCUCGCAUAACGUUAAAAUUUCCACAACGAAGAAACAAUAAACAGCAUUUACUGGUUAACGUUUUGGCAAAAAUACAUUGAAAAAUAUUAUCUCGAACAAAGCUUAACAAUAAUAGGUAUUAUAAAUAAUUAAAUGGCGUCUACAGCCGAAUCGUGCCAAUAUUAACAACCGAUAAUUAGCUUCAAAAUUCAAUGUAGCUUUAGCAUACAUAUAAUCAACAAUGUUUCGUCAUGCGUUUCGCUCAGAUUUACGUAAUGCUAAACUUCAGCCAACAGGAGACCCACGAUGAGCUGUCUAGCAUAUAUUAGUCAAUGGUUAGACAUAUUUAGUGAGGAAAUAAAUUUUAUUUUAUAUUGAAUUAAUAACCUUGACUAGUUAUUAAGGAAUCAUUUUCUUUUUAAUCGGAUUGGAAGAAAGCUGAACGAAAUCUUUCUCAAAUACUUACUGCACACAUUACAAAAGUUAUUUUUCAAUUUAUUUUAAACUUUUGUUUUGACGAAAUAGGAAAUCUAAGAAAGGGUUUACUUAGGUAGAAUUACUAUUUUAAAGAAUAACUAUUGAAAUUUUAUGCCAAUUUAUUAACUUUUAUAUAAGCUAAUCUUUUGUAAGAAUUUUAAAAAAAAUUCGAAAGAAAAAAGUGGUUUAAGAUUAAAUUACACAUAUUUUGUAUCUGGUUUAAAUAAAUCUAAUUUCCAUUUCAUAAAUGAGAUAUGCGAAUCUCUAUCGCACUUAAAAAAAUGUUUUAUUUAAAAACAUGUAAAAAUGAGAAGAGAAAAAUGUUUUCUAAAUUUCUAGAAUGCUCCUUAAUAUUUUUCUUUAAAGUAAACACCUUCAUUUAAAAAAUACACAAAUUUUAUUCAUUUAUUUCAUAAAUACGCUACAUGCUUCCUUUUUUUCAUUUAAUAAAAAAUAUGAUGCGAUCGUUAUAUUGCUUACUGCCUUUAAUAUUAAAAAAAAAUUUCAUUCCUUCAAUUUCAUAUAUUUCUUUGAAAUAAAAAUUAGGAAAAUUAUUAUUUUGUUAAAUCAUAUGUUUAAAAAUUACAUGUUUCAAAAAAUUAUAUGUUUUGUUGAGUUCAAGCAAAUUUUUGUGUUAAAGAUAUCAUCAAAAAUGUUAAAGAUGAUUUACGAAUGUUAAUGAAAUGUUAAAGAUAAAUUACGAUUUAAAGAUAUCAUCAGAAAUGUUAAAAGAUAACUUUCCGUAUUUGCGUUAAGGAUAUCUUUAAUCUAGUUUUAGUUUAUCAUCACUCAUAAUAAGACCUCGAAAUGAUUGGUUCAGCUCUGAGCUGUAAUAAUUAUUUAUUAGUUAGAGUUUAUAAUAUCAAGUAAUAAAAAGCAUUAAAUUUAAAAAUU
Messenger RNA from Parasteatoda tepidariorum (common house spider), 4640 nucleotides. NCBI's taxonomy places the organism in Eukaryota, Metazoa, Arthropoda, Arachnida, Araneae, Theridiidae. The record is from RefSeq and is a predicted model, not a curated record.